This is a messenger RNA of Closterium sp. Naga37s-1, 417 nucleotides long. The record is from the annotation of a GenBank genome assembly. NCBI's taxonomy places the organism in Eukaryota, Viridiplantae, Streptophyta, Zygnematophyceae, Desmidiales, Closteriaceae.
AUGCCCAAAACACGUUUCGCGCACAUGCCGCCCGCCUACCUGGUGUUCUUGAAAUGGGCACCGACUUUAGAACAGCGUCAGGCGCGGCUCGAGGAGUGGAAGCUGCAGCAGCAGCGGCGCCGCCAAGAACGGUACGCGGAGUGGCGCGAAUGGCGGCGGCAAAAGCGGGGAGGGGGAGGUCGAGACGAAGAAAGGGGGAAAGGAAGCGAGGGAUCCGUAGAGGAAUCGGAAAAGGGGGGACAGGACGGUAACACGGGGGGGAAUUCGAGAGGAGAUGGCUCGAGCGGGGGAGGGCAAGAUAAAGGGGAUGGAAGUUUGGGAAUAGGGGGGAGCGGAGCAGAUCGGGGAAAGCAUGGGGGAGAGGAGGAUGUGGGGGAAGGGGAAGGGGGGGGAGGGGAAGGAGAAGUGGGAGCAUAG